This is a messenger RNA of Zeugodacus cucurbitae (melon fly), 909 nucleotides long. Its product is annotated as selenoprotein F. Gene Ontology annotation, cellular component: endoplasmic reticulum lumen. Bases 119 to 649 code for a protein of 176 amino acids. Gene Ontology annotation, molecular function: oxidoreductase activity. Lineage: Eukaryota; Metazoa; Arthropoda; Insecta; Diptera; Tephritidae. The record is from RefSeq and is a predicted model, not a curated record. The transcript has 3 exons.
AUCAACUGUCAUAUGCAAGCUGUGUUUAAUAAACGUUGAUUGUAUUGUCAUAACAUAUUAGCAAAUUGUACGUGUCUUUUCUGUUUAUUCGAUUAAAUAUUCUUAUCAAAAUUACAAAAUGUUAAAGUAUAUUAUAAUAUUGCUGGCUUUUUCUGCCUGCAGCAUAUUUGCCGAGUUCACAUCACAGGACUGCCGCGAACUCGGAUUUAACAAGGCACAAUUAAUGUGCUCAUCCUGUGAAAAACUAAAUGAUUUCGGUUUGGAUGCGAUAAAACCACAUUGCAAGGAGUGCUGCACGACCGAUAAACAGCCGGCUGUACAACGCCGCUGGCCUAAAGCCAUACUCGAAGUGUGUACAUGCAAAUUCCGUGCUUAUCCACAAAUUGAAGCAUUCAUAAAGAGUGGCAGACCGGCGAAAUAUUCGAAUUUACAAAUUAAAUACAUGCGUGGCCUUGAUCCGACAGUUAAGCUACUGGACGCUCGUGGUAAUGUGCAAGAAACGCUAUCCAUAACAAAAUGGAAUACAGACACCGUCGAUGAGUUCUUCGAUACACAUUUGGAGAAACCUGCUGGCAAAAAAAGCGGAAAGUCUGCAUAUAGCGUAGUGGAAGAGGAAGACAGUGAUUACCUUGAAACAAAUAGAAUUUAGUGACCAUUAGGAAUAUAGCAUAUUUAGCAAAAUUAUGCAAAUUCGUUUGUUUAUUAGCUAAGUUCAAUGUGUUUAUUUUAAUAGUUAAGUGAAUUUACAAACAUAACUACUUAUAUGUACUCAAGUCAACGUUCAAUAGUGGUAAUUUGCAUAAAUGAUUGCAAUUGCAGAUGUCAAUACAUUAUCAAACAAUUUGUUGUGUGAGUUUUUGUAAAUAUAAACGUUUUUAAUUAACGAUUUUCUUUAUAAAACUACCUCAA